AUAUACAGGAGGAGUGCCUAUGAGCUUCACCUUGGCGCGCUUCACUUUGGCGCGCUUCACUUGGCGCGCUCCGCCGUCCGUCACUCUAGAGUCCGCUCGGAAGCGACGGUCUCCGCCAAAAACAAUGGCCUUCUUAUUUCAACCCCCAAACAGAAUAAAUUUACUUCAACUCCCAUCCCCACAGCUCAAAACAAGGCAAGUGAAGAGCUGUUGGUGGUUGUUGGGGGUGGAGCAGCUGGGGUUUAUGGAGCAAUUAGAGCUAAAACCCUAGCUCCUAAUCUCAAUGUAGUCAUCAUUGAGAAAGGAAGACCUUUAUCCAAGGUAAAAAUUUCUGGAGGAGGCCGAUGCAAUGUGACGAAUGGGCAUUGUGUCGAUACUAUGGUUUUGGCAGAAAAUUACCCUAGGGGUCAUAAAGAAUUGAAGGGAGCGUUCUUCAAUACGCACGGGCCAGCGGAUACCAUGUCCUGGUUUUCUGAUCAAGGGGUUGAGCUGAAGACUGAGGAUGAUGGAAGGGUAUUUCCUGUCAGCAACAGUUCGUCUACGAUAAUUGAUUGUCUCAUGUCUGAAUCGACACGGUUGGGAGUUUCUCUUCAGACUGGAAAAGCUGUGGUAACUGCAUCUUCUACUGAUGGAGGGAAAUUCCUUUUGGGGGUUGAAAAUCGUACAUUCAGUUCUCCCGAAUAUGUUGAAGCUGAUUAUCUUUUGAUUGCCAGUGGUAAUAGCAAGCAGGGUUACAGUCUUGCAUCUCAGCUUGGUCAUUCAAUUGUAGAUCCAGUACCAAGCUUAUUUACUUUCAAGAUUGAAGAUCCACAGUUGAGAGACUUGUCGGGGAUUACAUUCCCUAAAGUUAAGGCAACACUGAAAAUAGAGAAUGCCCGGAGGAAUAUACCACAGCUUACACAGGUUGGACCUGUACUAGUCACACACUGGGGAUUUAGUGGGCCUGCAAUUCUUCGGUUAUCUGCUUGGGGUGCCUGUGUUUUAGCUGGUUCAGGAUACAAAGGGAAUCUUAUUUUAGACUUCGCACCUGACGUGCAUAUAGAAGAUCUGAAGUCAAUCGUCACACAACACAAAAAUAAGUUUGCGAAGCAUAAACUCUCCAAUUCAUAUCCUUCAGAAUUUGGCCUUGUGAAGAGAUUUUGGAUAUAUUUAUUGGGCCGCCAGGAAUUACAUGACGAUACCUUGUGGGCUUCCAUUUCAAAGAACUCAUUAAUUUCUCUUGCGCAUAUGUUAAAGAAUUGUAACUUUUAUGUUACCGGAAAGAGUCAAUAUAAGGAUGAAUUUGUCACUGCCGGCGGUGUUCCACUUUCUGAGAUAUCGCUGAAUACGAUGGAAAGCAAAAUCCAGUCGCGUCUAUUCUUUGCUGGAGAGGUACUGAACGUUGAUGGCAUCACUGGUGGUUUCAAUUUUCAGAAUGCUUGGUCUGGUGGAUACAUUGCAGGAACUAGCAUAGGUAAACGGGCGGUUAGCAGUUAAGUAAUUACCUUCGCGACGGAACUUGAUGGUCCAGAUGAAGAGGCUGUCGGUGAUGGCGGUAGACCUAAUUAAAACGUGAAAGUUUCCCCUUGUUUUUUUUUUCCUUACCUAACAAUUUCGAUAGUCAGUCUGAUCUGAGUCAUGAACAAAUAUGUCUGCGUUGAUUUAGCAGACAAACUUUAUGUGCUUCCACUGUACAAAGUGCUUUUUCUUUCUCUAUUUUUUACUUUUUUUUGGUCGAAGCUUUUCUUUAAAGUGGCUUUUUAUGUGUUUGAAAGGAGAAAGUUUUGGAUGUGUUGGAAAUAUGAUUCUGUAUUUUUUUAAGUAUCCAAACACUUAAUGUAUCGAGAAGUAUUUUCGGCA
Messenger RNA from Pyrus x bretschneideri (Chinese white pear), 1839 nucleotides. RefSeq lists its product as uncharacterized. The transcript is spliced from 17 exons. NCBI's taxonomy places the organism in Eukaryota, Viridiplantae, Streptophyta, Magnoliopsida, Rosales, Rosaceae. The record is from RefSeq and is a predicted model, not a curated record. The annotation marks the transcript as partial.